Molecule: messenger RNA, 3142 nt
Organism: Nannospalax galili (Upper Galilee mountains blind mole rat)
Lineage: Eukaryota; Metazoa; Chordata; Mammalia; Rodentia; Spalacidae
Gene: Tmem214
Product: transmembrane protein 214
Exons: 17
Coding region: 64-2106 (680 amino acids)
Cellular component (GO): Golgi apparatus; endoplasmic reticulum
Source: RefSeq, a predicted model, not a curated record
GGCACAGUGUAGAGGCCGCACCGACCGGAAAGCCGGGGUCUGGUGGAGCGGAGGACCGGAGCAAUGGCGGCCAGGGCGGCGGGCAGCGGGGGCUGGGAGGUGGUGAAGAAGGGCCGGCGACCUGGAGCAGGCGGCGGCGGGGACCGCCGAGCGCUCGGGGAGGCGAACGGAGUGUGGAAAUACGACCUGAGCCCUCCAAUCCAGACCACAAGCACCCUUUAUGAGCGGGGCUUUGAGAAAAUCAUGAAGAAGCAGAAUAAGGAACAAGUUCCACCCCCUGCUAUGGAGCCUAAGAAACAAGUGAACAAGAAGCCACCAAAGAAGGUGGCAACUGUCACUAACCACAACCAGAGGCAAAGUCCCUUCCGCAGCCUGGAGGAUGCUCUGAAAGCUCUGGAUGUGGCAGCUCUGCAGAAGGAACUGGACAAGAGUCAGAGUGUGUUCACUGGGAACCCUUCUGUGUGGCUGAAGGACCUGGCCAGCUAUCUCAACUACAAGCUACAGGCUCCACGGAGUGAGCCCACUCUGAGCCAGCAUCCACAUGAUUAUCCCUACAGCCUGGUGAGCCAUGAACUUCGUGGGACCAUUCGAGGGCUUCUGAUCAAGGCAGCAGGAUCUGUGGAACUCUUUUUUGACCACUGUCUGUUUACCAUGCUGCAAGAGUUGGAUAAGACACCAGGGGAGUCGCUACAUGGAUACCGCAUCUGUAUUCAGGCCAUUCUGCAAGACAGGCCCAAGAUUGUCACCUCAAACCUGGGCAAGUUCCUGGAACUGCUGAGGUCCCACCAGAGCCGACCAGCAAAGUGCCUGACCAUCAUGUGGGCCCUGGGGCAAGCAGGUUUUGCCAACCUCACCGAGGGACUGAAAGUGUGGCUGGGGAUCAUGCUGCCUGUGCUGGGCAUCAAGUCUCUGUCUCCCUUUGCCAUCGCAUACUUGGACAGGCUGCUCCUGAUGCAUCCCAAUCUCACCAAGGGCUUUGGCAUGAUUGGGCCCAAGGACUUCUUCCCACUUCUAGACUUUGCUUAUAUGCCCAACAACUCCCUGACCCCCAGCCUGCAGGAACAGCUGUGUCAGUUCUUCCCCCGACUGAAGGUGCUGGCCUUUGGGGCGAAGCCAGAAUCUACCCUACAUACCUACUUCCCUUCAUUCCUGUCAAGAGCCACCCCUAGCUGUCCUGCUGAGAUGAAGAAAGAGCUCCUGGGCAGCCUGACCCAGUGCCUGACUGUGGAUCCUCUCAGCACCAGCGUCUGGAGGCAGCUGUACCCCAAGCACCUAUCACAGUCCAGCCUCCUACUGGAGCACCUGCUCAGGUCCUGGGAGCGGAUUCCCAAGAAGGUGCAGAAGUCUUUGCAAGAAACCAUUCAGUCCUUCAAGCUUGCCAACCAGGAGCUGCUAAAGAAGGGCAGUGGUAGCAACGAGCAUGUUGUCACCUGUGACACAGCCUGCAAGGGCUUGUUGCAACAGGCUCGGGGCCCUCAGCCACCCUGGACCCGGCUACUCCUGUUACUGCUGGUCUUUUCCAUGGGUUUCCUAUGCCAUGACUUCCAAUCGCACAGCUCUUUCCAGGCCUCCCUCACUGGCCAGUUGCUUCAAUCGUCUGGUUUCUUGCCUGCUGGCCAGCAAGUGUGUGCCAAGCUCUACUCCUACAGUCUGCAAAGCUACAACUGGCUAGAGGAGACAUUGCCGGCCUGCAGUUCUCACUUGCUUACCAUGGUACAGCCCGGCUUGCAGCUGGCGUGGGCCCACACCAAUGCCACAAUCAGCUUCCUUUCUGCUCACUGUGCUUCCUACCUUGCCUGGUUUGGUGACAGCCUCACUAGCUUCUUGCAGAGGGUCCAGCUUCCUGAUGCCCUGCACCAGCUGCUGCACUCCUUGAAGGAGCUGUUACUGCUCUUCCACCAGAGUGUGCUGCUGCCCAUGUGGCACCUGCUGCUUGUGGCCCUGGCCCGGGCCCAAGAGUACUGUCAUGAGGCCUGCAGAGGGGAAGUGACCUGGGACUGCGUUAAGACACAGUUUGGUGAGGCUGCCCGCUGGACCUGGCUCUGUCUACAGGACAUCACAGUGGCUUUCUUGGACUGGGUACUCACUAUGAUAUCCCAGCAAUAGGUCCUGCUUGCCUGGCCACUGGCUUCUGUUAUGGCAAGCCAUCUGAGACUGCUGGAGGGUAGAGAUGGCAGCUCUGUUUUUACUUGGUGCCAAAGUUCCAUCUCGUAGGCAACAAGCUAGUUGCCUCUGCCCCAGAUCUUCCAUCUUUCGGGGGACGGGGCCAGAGGUCUCUCAGCUUCCUGCCUCCAGGUCUGCUGGGCACCUCAGGUCCAACUGCACAGCUGCCAGCUUCCUUUGGGCUGGUAGCCUCCUCACCACUUCCCUCCAUCUCAUCCCUAAAACCCUUCUAUUUCCCUCCAUCUCAUCCCUAAAGCCCCCAACAGCUCAUUUCCAAAAAGAAGGGCCUUCCAGUGAGGUUAGUAGCUUUUUCCCAUUCCUGAUCAUAACUUAAGAGUUGCAGAAGAGUCCAGUACCACAGUUUGUGGCAGCAGCAUCACUUCUCUCAGCCUCAGUGUGACCCUCAGUAGACAUGUAGGCCUCAUGGAAAUGCCUGUUACCUCAGAAUACCACAACUACCGAAUCUUCUGAGACCACUUGGACCUAGCUCCAUCCAUCAGAGUCCUGUUGGGACUUCAUGCUGGGAGUUCUGCCUCACAGUUCAGCACCUCUGUCCAUGCCACUGUCCACUCGGACAGCAGAGCCCUUCCGUCAGCCUGUUGAGAGGAGUCACCGAAGAGCUCCUGGGUGCACCUAGCAGGUGGAAUAAAGAUCACAGAUUGGGCUUCUAGCUUUCCUUUCUGCAUCCUUAUAUGGAAUUCCCAUUGUUACAGGACAGAACAGCAGAAUUUUGGGCCUCGGCCCUGAGUAUUGCAGCUAUGAUUUUCUAGCAAGGAAAGCCAUAUCUGUCAUGCAAAACUAGGCUCCCCUUUUGCUCCAUUAAUCUUGUCUGACUUGUUACCGAUUCCUGUCCCAAGAUUCACCCCUAUGUGAUUGGAAAAGCAGGGCCAAAGCUGAAUGGUCUCCCAGUCUUUUACUUCCUAGGACUUUAAUUUAUUAAUUGAUCCUUUUAUUAAAUCAGUGAGUGAAAGAUUUGGAA